UUUAGGCUUGCUGAGCUGAGCUGAUUCAUGAGACUGUGCUUGAUGCUAGUGCAGUGCUGAGCAAUGGAUGAUAUUUCAACCUGGAGAGCUCGAAUUGGUCUCUAUUGUAUCAGGCUGCGCAGUAGAGGCCUGAAGAAUAGGUCACCCAGGUCUUCUAGAUCUGCUCCAAGAGGAGGGCUUUAUAGUGAUGGAACUGGAACACUUAUUGUGGUGCUGGGCUUGUUGCACAUUGCAGUGAUCUUAUUAUCAUUGUUAAUAUUGUCUGGAGAUGUUGAAUUGAACCCUGGUCCUGGUAAUACACCAGAUAAAGAAACAGGUAAAGGAAUUGUUUUAAGUCUCACAAACUUGAAAGACGUCAUCAAUCAGUUGUGGGAUGCUCGUACUGAAUGGUUCCAGAUGGGAGUUAAUCUUGGGCUGAAACCAGUGGAUCUGAAAGCCAUUGAAAUGAAGCAUCGAGCUAGUCCUGACUUGAGUUUUCAAGAUAUGUUAGAAGUUUGGUUAAAGAGUAUCGAAAAUCCAACUACGUGGAAAGACCUUUCAAAUGCUUUACAUGCUGUUGGAAUGGUUAGAAUGGCUACCGAGAUCGAGAGAAAAUACAAUAUCAUUCCCUUGAAAGAAAUAGGUCCCAUAGUCGAAGAUCAUGUAGAACAUCUAAUAAGCUCAGUGCGAGAGAUAUUUCAUUUGCCAAUGGACGACUGGUUUGAAGUUGGGCUGAAACUUCAGCUUAGUGAGGAGACUCUUAAGCAGAUUGAGAGAGACUAUUCCCAACAUGAAAGGAGGAAAACAGACAUGCUAUCAAGAUGGUUUCAGUCCCACCCAGAUGCAUCAUACGAAGAGCUGAUAAAAGCUCUUGCUUCAACUGGUAACAAGUCUGUGGCUGAGGAACUUUGUUCCAAACAAGGUAUUCUAGCAGAAUUGGCAAAAUGUGAAUUUAUUUCAAGUUGUGUAAAGGAGUACGCUAGAUACCUUAAAGAAAUGUACUUGAGUGAGCCUAUUAUGCAAGAAGAUCCAUGGCCGCCUCCUCCAAGUGAGAAAUUCACUAAACUUACUCUUAUUAUUAAAGACCAAAAAUGGAAACGAUAGCAAUGAGCAAAUAGAUUUGGAAAAUAUUUUCAAAGGCUUGGAGAAACCUUUUAAGAUACUCAUAGAUGGAGAUCCUGGCUCAGGAAAGUCAACUCUGUGUAGGAAGAUUGUUCAUAACUGGUCUAAAGAGCAAACGGCUCAAGAUUUUAACUUAACUGUUCUCAUCCCUUUAAGAGAUCCAGAGAUAGUUAACUCAAAUAGAAUCGACGAUCUCUUCUACCACGAUGAUUCUGAUCUUCAAAUGAAAGUAGUGGAGCAUGUUAGGAAAAAUCAAGGUGCUAAUGUUCUCCUCAUAUUUGAUGGCUAUGAUGAGCUUUCUCACAAACAAAGAACGAAACACUCACCAUUUUUACAAAUUUUGCAAGGAAAAAAACUAGCGAAAUGCUCUGUACUUGUAACUUCCCGCCCUUAUGCCUCACAAAAAAUAGAGAGCUUGCAUACUUUAAGUAUACACGUUAAAUUAUUAGGGUUUAGUGAAAAUGACAUCAUGAGCUGUAUUUCUUCAUCGAUACAUGGCGAAGAAGGAAAUAAACUGCAGAAUCUGUUAUGUUUUGAAAAGCUUGAGCUACUAAAAGUUUGUGAGAACCCUUUAAUUUGUGCCAUCAUCAUUUUUGUGUAUAAACAAGAGAAGUAUGACUUACCACUAACCCUCACCGGAACUUACGAACAUUUUAUUUCAAAUGUUCUCACCAGGGAAGCAGACAUACAAGGCAUCGAAUGUAAAUCAAUGCUCGAACCAGACCUUUUAAAUGUGUGCAAGCUUGCAUAUGAGAAUAGUUUUAAUGACAGAGUUGUACUUGAGGAUGAAGAAGUCAGAAAACUCAUUGGUCAAAAUUUUAAAUCACUAGGACUACUCACCGCAUCUAAAGGCUUCAUGAGUCGUGGCCGAAAACUGAAUUAUGCUUUCACUCACCUGACGGUACAAGAAUAUCUAGCUGCUAAAUGGAUUUACGAAACACUGUCCCCCUUGGACGCUAGUAAUUUCUUAGCUUGUAAUGUGAUGGAUGAUCGCCUUAGGUACACACUGCUUUUCCUAGCUGGUCAAUCCAAACUACAUCAUCAUUGUUAUGAACAUGUCAUUUGUGACAAACAGUUAGAUUUGUGCAUGUUCGAGGAAACAACAGAUCAUAAGGCAUUUGUAACAAAAAUAAUGUUGAUAUAUGAAGCUCAGAAUACUGUGUUAUGCCCUCUUUUAUCAUCAUUGAUUAAAGGGCGAGUACUAAAGAUAAUGGCAUCUGGACUUAAUGAGAAGUUAUCCGCUUCUUUAGCUUUCUUCAUUGACAAGAGUUGUUGUACGUGGGAGGUCAUUAAUCUGACGCUCAUUCAUUCAAAUUUUGUCCAGUUCGUGAGGAAUUUUAAAAGCACUAACGAGUUGACAUCUGUAAAAAGCCUUGUUCUAAAUCACCAACCCAUUCUCACGGACUAUGGCUACUGUACUAUUAAUCACAUAAAUAUAUUGCUAUGCCAACAUGCGUUCUGUAAUGUAAACAGCUUGUCAGUUACCAGUCCAGUUGAUGAAAAUGAAUGUGCAGACCAGCUGGAUGUUCGGGACAAAAAAAUGUUAGCAACGGUAUUAAGAAUUCUAAUAAUGAUGGGGAAAAUACAACAUUUAUCUCUACAAGGAGUAGUUGGUGCUACCUAUCGUUUACUACAGCUUCAGGAUUUAAUCGCUGAUAACAUGAAUUGUCUUGAGUCUCUGGAUAUUAAGUCAUCUGAGCACCGCCUAGAAAUAUUUGUGGCAUUGGGCUUUGCAGCACGUGAACGUUUGCAAUUAAUGAAAAGUAUGUCAUUGCAAGUAGAUCUACGUCUCCCAGCUGAAAUAGAACAUGAAGUUGACACAGUAUUAAGAUUUACUGUCACAGAAACCUUUUUUAACCUUGAAUCUCUCAUUUUAAGAUCAUGUUUUAAUACAAAGGGUCCCUUGGAUUUUAGUUCCAGCCCAACAUUAUCUCAAUUGUUAUAUGGGAUCGCUAUGAAUCGUACUUUACAGAGGGUAACCCUAGGAGAUAUGGAUAUUGAUCCAGAAGGUGUGUCUUACAUUCUUCAAAACAACCACACAUUACACACAUUUAAUCUCGUCUUUGUUGAGCUGACCAAAGAACUGAUUUCCUCACUAAGCUGUGGAUUAAAGAAAAAUAAAAGCUUAAGAAAUCUUUGUAUUAUAGAUUCUCAAAAUCAAACUGUUGGAUCAACCGUUGCUGCAUUUAUGGCUGCAUUUUCCGCUGCAUCAUCACACAUUAACAAUGACUCAGAUUGGGACUCAGAUUCAGAAAUGGAUAUCGAAGCAAAACUCAAAAAUCCCUAUCAUCUUCUUCUGGAUUCAAUUGUUACCAGUAGAUUGCAGUCAGUAAUACUAGAUUUUGAACCCGGAAAGUUCUCCUUUAAUUCUGCUAAAUUCUUUAAGCAUUUAAUCCGAAUGCUCAUCAAGGACAAAACUAUAACACAAUUCACUCUAAAUGACUCGUGCUACUCUGAAGAACAUCUAGCUGAAAUUGCUCGAGCUCUUGUGAUAAAUGGGGGAAAAAAUGAAAUUGAUUUCACACUUGGGAAUAGUCUAACGCCGUCUAUUUAUUCCAGAAGUUCUCUUUCACCAAUCAUAUCAGCAAUGACUGAAAAUAGACGUGUUGGGGAUGAUAAAAUCCCUAUAGUACAAGACCAAGAGUUGCUAAUUCAACAAAAAGUGGACGACUUUAAGGAAAUUAUGUUGAAAAACAUGCUAAAGACACUUGUGUUUAUUUUGGCCAUACGUAAACAAAAACAAGAUAGAAUUUUAGAACAAAUAAGCAUUAGUUUGUUAACGUAUUCUAUUCUGAAAGUUCUUCAUAAACGCAUCCACAGACAAACGGUAUUCCUCGACAUGUGGAAAGAAACGAGGAUGCUAAGAAGUCUGCUGAACACUCUCUCAUUCAUUCUAAUGCUGUGUAAACAGAGACAACAAGUAUUCCUUGAUACCCUUAGAUACCAUGCCAUGUACAUUCCAGAAUAGAUCAUUAAAAAUUGUAUUCUAAACAACACUGUUGAAUGUAUAAUUAGUUUGUCUUUGGAGGUGUGUCCGGCUGGUU
This is a messenger RNA of Halichondria panicea, 4145 nucleotides long. RefSeq lists its product as uncharacterized. Gene Ontology annotation, biological process: signal transduction. The record is from RefSeq and is a predicted model, not a curated record. NCBI's taxonomy places the organism in Eukaryota, Metazoa, Porifera, Demospongiae, Suberitida, Halichondriidae. The transcript has 4 exons. Gene Ontology annotation, molecular function: protein binding. The coding region runs from base 64 to 1083 and encodes 339 amino acids.